This is a messenger RNA of Ostreobium quekettii, 3045 nucleotides long. NCBI's taxonomy places the organism in Eukaryota, Viridiplantae, Chlorophyta, Ulvophyceae, Bryopsidales, Ostreobiaceae. The record is from the annotation of a GenBank genome assembly.
AUGGUGGAGUACUGCGAGGCGCUGUCCCUGUGCAAGAGCGUGACGCGCUUCUGCGGUGACGGGCACAUGGAAGACGCCGCCGCGCUGGCCAACCUGGAGCAGUACUUCCUGAAGCACCUGGACUUCUGCGUACCGGAGCCCGCCCCAGUGGCGACGCCGGGGGUGGGCGGGGACACCGUCCGGUUGAUCGAAGGACCCCCGGGCCCGCCGGGCCCCAAGGGCGAAAAGGGCGACAAGGGCGACAAGGGAGACAAAGGGGACAAGGGCGAUCCCGGAGCCCCAGGAGCGCCCGGCCUGCCUGGCGAGCCCGGCCUCGACGGCGCCCCAGGCAUUCCCGGCGGAAAGGGUGAUUCAGGAGAUCCAGGCACGCCUGGGACGCCCGGAAUGAAGGGGGAGCCUGGAGAGCCAGGAGCACCCGGGCUGCCAGGGGCACCGGGCUUCGAUGGAGAGCCAGGUCUUCCAGGAUUCGGCAAUCCGGGCUCUCCAGGAAAGGACGGGAUCCCGGGGGCUCCCGGAUUGGACGGAGAGGACGGCCUGCCGGGAGGUCCGGGUGCCCCCGGCGCCCCAGGGCUGGACGGCGCGCCGGGCACUCCCGGCAGUGAUGGCGAGCCAGGCGUUCCCGGCGCACCAGGCAGGGACGGCAUCGACGGCAACCCCGGCCAGCCUGGUGCGCCUGGCGGCCCCGGCGCUGACGGACUGCCUGGGGCCCCUGGUGGACCCGGGGCCCCAGGUUUCGACGGGGCACCAGGGGAGAAGGGCGAGCCGGGCGAACCAGGCAUUGGAUUGGUGGGGGCUCCGGGAGAGCCGGGUGCUGAUGGCGCCCCAGGGGCGCCUGGCGUGGGGAUCGUCGGGCCGCCAGGCGAGCAAGGAGCGCCCGGAGCGCCGGGCGUGGGUAUCCCGGGCAAGGACGGCGAGCCGGGCGUCCCGGGCAGGGAUGGUGCCGAGGGCAUUCCGGGCGCCCCGGGUGCUCCGGGCGGCCAGGGUGCCCCGGGCGCGCCGGGCAAGGACGGCGACGACGGCAUCGGACUGCCGGGCGCCCCGGGCGCACCAGGACUCGACGGUGCGUCAGGAGCGCCUGGGCUGGACGGCGCCCCAGGUGCACCGGGAUUUGAUGGAACCCCUGGCCUUCCAGGCGCUCCCGGCGGCCCUGGCCCUGCCGGUGCACCGGGCGCACCAGGCGUUGGCAUCCCUGGCAGUGACGGUGCGCCAGGCGUCCCAGGCCUGGACGGCAGCGACGGCGCACCAGGUGUCCCGGGAUCGCCCGGCGCUCCAGGCUUGGAUGGGGCGCCCGGCGCGAAGGGCGAGCCAGGAACAGCGGGAGCAGUUGGCGCCAACGGGGCCCCGGGCGCCGACGGUGCUCCCGGCGCGCCGGGCGCAGAUGGCCUAACGGGGGCCCCAGGGUCCCCAGGCGCUCCGGGCAAGGACGGCGAGGACGGCGUUGGAAUUCCGGGGUCCCCGGGCGCGCCAGGACUUGACGGCGCUUCAGGAGCACCUGGGCUGGACGGCGCCCCAGGUGCACCGGGACUCGAUGGUACCCCUGGUCUUCCAGGGGCUCCUGGCGGUCCCGGCCCCGCCGGUGCACCAGGCGCUCCAGGUGUGGGGAUCCCUGGCGCGGACGGCCAACCAGGCGCCCCAGGCGCCCCAGGCGCAAGCAUCCCAGGCGAACCGGGCCUGGACGGCGCCCCGGGAGCUCCCGGCGCUCCGGGCGCGCCAGGCGUAGGCAUCCCGGGCAAGGACGGCGCCCCAGGAGCACCGGGAUUCGAUGGUGCCCCCGGCGUUCCAGGCACUCCGGGCGGUCCCGGCCCCGCCGGGGCACCGGGCGCGCCAGGCGUUGGGAUCCGCGGCGUGGACGGCCAACCAGGCGCACCAGGUGCCCCAGGCGUGGGCCUGCCGGGCGAACCGGGGCUCGAUGGCGGCCCAGGCGCUCCGGGGGCUCCGGGCGCGCCAGGCGUGGGCAUUCCCGGCGAGGACGGCGAGCCUGGCGCCCCAGGCUCCCCGGGCGUGGGCAUCCCGGGCAAGGACGGAUUGGACGGCGCUCCGGGCGCCCCGGGGGCCCCGGGGGUCGGCCAACCGGGCUCGCGGGGCCCAGAGGGCGCCCCGGGCGAGCCGGGCGCACCGGGCACCCCGGGGAGCAAGGGGGAGCCCGGGGCGCCCGGUGUGGGCCUGCCGGGAGCGCCGGGGGCGGAUGGAUUGCCCGGAGGCCCGGGCGCCCCCGGCGCGCCGGGAGAGAGGGGCGAGCGCGGGCCCGAGGGCCUGACCGGCCUGCCGGGCGUGCCGGGCACCCCCGGCAAGUUCGUGGGAUCCGGGGAUGUGGCAGGGCAGACGGUGAAGGGCGGGGAGAAGAAGGGGUACGCGCCGGCGAGCAAGGCCGGGUAUCACGGCGGGGAGUCCGGCGGAAGGCUGCGAGGUUGUCGUGGUUCCCUGAAUCUCAAGCGGACGCGGGAUGCCCGGGUGAAGGCCAAAAGCGCCGAUUGCCGCACGGUGGCUCGGGCGGGCUCAGGCCCUCCUCGCGUUUCGGACGACAUCGCGUGCUUCUCUGCGGGGACCAUCGCUCGGUCCCGCGUGGCGUGCACGUCCAUCCCAAGAGUUCUGCGAUGCAUUCCCUUGCGCACCCUGACCCAGAUCCUCGCCGCCCUGGAGGAGAACAACCUCCUGGCCGACGAGGACAUGUUCCGGCGCGCGGGCCUUGUGGAAAUCCUGGACGACCCCGAGGUGCCCGUCACUUGCUUCGUGCCCACCGAGGAGGUCGCCACCCGCACCCUGGCGGGCAAGGACGACGCCACGCUGGCGACCGUGCUGCCCUUCCACAUCGUGGUGGGCGAGAUUCUCAACAGCGGGGAUUGGAUCGACGGCCAGUCCUACGAGACGGCGCUCCAGGCAAGCCCGUGCGGGCUCACCACGCUGGAGCUCAAGCUGAAGACGGUGCCCAUGGUGGUGGGCGGGGCGGACACAGCGGCCAGUAUCGUCAACGUGGAUGUGGCCGUCACCAACGGCGUGGUCCACGCCAUCGACAUGGUACUGCUGCCGUGCCCCAUCGGCUACUGA